AAGCACCCAUUUUAUAUUGUUCCAAACCUAGGGCUUCUUUCAUUCGUCAUCGCCGAUACCAUACCGCAUACUACUAACAGAGUAUAUAAAUACUUCCAUCUUAUAUUUAGGGUUUAGCAAAACCCUAACGCUUUCAAUCACAGUUUGUCUCGAAAUCAGGGAUCUAUGGGUAGUAAGAAAAGAAGUUCUGAUAGUGUAGAAGUAGAUAAUCACAAAAGUGACACAAACGUUGAUGAAUUAAGGAAAACAAUGAAAAAAAUGAAAAAAAGUAGGAAGGAUGAUGGAGAGGUUACAAAUCCUGUUAAUUUAAGCUCUGAUGAUGAGGUUGAUAAGGUUUCGAGUGAGCGUUCGAAGAAGAAACUGAAAAAGGGGAAGAAGAGUGAUGGAGAGGUAGCAGUAACAAAUCCUAAGAGUAAUGAUAAUAAGUCUAGUGCGGAUAAACCGAUGGAGCGGAAGAAGAAACGGAAGGCGUUGGAUAAGGAAAAGCACCGGGCUAGUUCGGAUGAUAAUGGUGAAGUGAAGGCGAAGGUAGAGAGUUUGGAGGUGAAAGAAGUUGAGAAUAGAGCGAGUAACGGUUUGCCGGAGUUUCAUAUAGGGGUGUUUAAGGACUUAGGGUCCGCUGAUGUGUCGGUUAGGGAGGCUGCUGCUGAGAGGUUGGUGAUGGAGUUGAAGGAGGUUCAGAAGGCUUAUGAUAUGUUGGAGAAGAAGGAAAAUGUUGAAGGUGAAGGUGAGUUGAAGUUGGAAGCUGAGAAAAAUGACGGGUUGAAUAAUUGUGCACCGUCUGUGAGAUAUGCUGUUCGAAGGCUUAUUCGUGGUGUUUCAUCAUCUAGAGAGUGUGCAAGGCAAGGAUUUGCAUUGGGUUUGACUAUGUUAGUUGGUGAGGUUUCCAGUAUUUCAUUAGACUCGCUGCUGAAACUAAUUGUUGACUUAUUGGAAGUAUCUUCUUCAAUGAAGGGUCAGGAAAUCAAAGACUGUCUUUUAGGUCGUUUGUUUGCUUAUGGGUCUCUUGCACGAUCAGGAAGACUUUCUCAACAAAGUGAUGAUGAUUCAGAGCAUGUAAAAGCAUUCACUAGCUCUGUUAUUUCACUAGCCACUAAGAAACGCUAUCUUCAGGAGCCUGCUGUCGAGAUUAUCUCGCAGUUGAGUGAAAAGUUGCCUGUUGAAGUUGUGUUGAAGCAAGUUCUAGAAGCUCCGGGUCUCCACGAAUGGUUUGAAGGAGCCAUAGAAGCUGGAAAUCCCGAUGCGUUACUUCUAGCUCUUAAGCUCAGAGAAAAAGUAGCUGCUGACGACAAAUUGUUUGGGAAGCUCUUACCCGAUUCAUACAGUUCUAGCACAUUGUUUUCUGUUGACCAUCUAUCCUCUCUCGCAAAUUGCUUUAAGGAGUCUACAUUUUGUCAGCCUCGAGUCCAUGGUGUAUGGCCAGUAUUGGUGAAUAUCCUGUUACCCGAAAUUUCACCACAACAUGCUGAUUCAGCAACAGGAUUGAACUCUGCAAAAAAGCACAAAAAGAGUCGCAAAUCCAGCUCUUACGAUGAAGACAUUCAGAAAAACCUGCAGAAUUUCUGGGAUAUUAUCAUUGAAAGAUCACUUCUUUUAUCAUCACAUGAUCGGAAACACUUGGUGUUCGAUAUUAUACUUCUUGUUCUACCAAGGCUGCCUGUAUCUUGCAUUCCCAUUGUUUUUUCUUUCAAGAUUAUUCAAUGUCUAGUGGAUAUUCUCUCCACAAAGGAUUCAUGGCUGUACAAAUUUGCGGAAUACUUUUUAAAAGAAUUGUUAGAGUGGGUCAGCCAUGAUGAUGGUAGACGCGUGGCGGUUACUAUGGCUAUGCAGAAACACAGCAACGGGAAAUUCGAUAGCAUUACGAGGACUAAAACCGUUAAAGAUUUGAUGUCGGGUUUCAGCACCAAAUCAGGCUGCAUGCUUUUUAUCCAAAACCUAAUCGACAUGUUUCUUGACGUGACUCCUGCUUCGGAAGAACCGUCGGAUCAAAGUCAAACAACCGAUGAUAAUUCCGAAAUUGGUUCAAUCGAGGAAAAGAGUUCUGUCGAACCUCGUGGAACUUCUGAUUUUCUUAAAAGCUGGGUUGUAGACUCCGUCCCUAGUGUGUUAAAACAUUCGAAACUCGAUAACGAAGAGAAGUUUUGUGUUCAAAAAGAAAUCUUGAAGUUUUUGGCUGUUCAGGGUUUGUUUUCUUCUUCUCUCGGGACUGAAGUGACUUCAUUCGAUUUAGAUGAAAAGUUUAGAUGGCCGAAAACUGCUACUUCGAGUUCUCUUCGCGGGAUGUGUAUCGAGCAACUGGAGUUAUUGUUGGCGAAUGCUCAAAAAGGAGAAGGGCCCCACGCUGUUGCAAGCGGACGUGAAGCCAAUGAUCUUGGUUCUUAUUUCAUGCGGUUUCUUAGUAUUUUACGUAAUAUUCCUUCAGUCUCUCUGUUUAGAUCAUUGAGUGAUGACGAUGAAAAGGCGUUUAGAAAAUUGCAAGCGAUGGAAACUCAGCUUUCAAGAGAGGAAAGGAACUGUGGGAUGAGUGCGGAUGCCAACAAAUUGCAUGCAUUGAGGUACUUGCUCAUCCAAUUGCUGCUACAACUCUUACUCAGACCAGGAGAGUUUUCGGAAGCUGUAUCGGAAAUAACGAUAUGCUGCAAGAAGCUCUUCCCGUCACCUGAUCCGCUUGAUUCAGAUGACGAACCAGAUGAUAAUGAUGAUGAUGAAGCGCCUGAAUUAAUGGAUGUUUUGGUUGAUACACUGCUCUCCUUGCUCCCUCAGUCUUCCGCUCCUAUGCGGUCUGCCAUUGAGCAGGUUUUCAAAUACUACAGUGAAGAUGUGACAGAUAAUGGUCUGUUUAGGAUGUUAAAGGUUAUAAAAAAGGACUUAAAACCAGCAAGACAUCAAGAGACAGACAGUGACGAUGAAGAUGAUGACGAUGAUGAUGAUCUUUUGGAAAUUGAAGAAGCAGAGGAUUCAGAUUCUGAUGAUGAAGCAGAAACAGGUGAUAAUACUUCUGCUGGUGAUGACGGUGAUCUUAUAGAACAGUCUGAAGACUCUGAAGGAGGAACUAUAGGAAAAGAACCUCAUGAAGAAGAAGAUUCGGAUGAAUCUGACGGUGGAAUGGAUGAUGAAGCGAUGUUCAGAAUGGAUUCUUAUCUCGCCCAAAUUUUUAAAGAAAAACGUAACCAAGCCGGUGGUGAAACCGCUCAUUCUCAACUUGUUCUUUUCAAACUUCGCGUACUUUCUUUGUUGGAAAUUUACCUUCACGAGAAUCGAGGUAAACCACAAGUGCUGAGAGUAUUCACGAAUCUUGCACAGGCGUUUGUGAACCCACAUACAACCGAAGGCAGUGAGCAGCUUGGUGACCGUAUUUGUAAAAUCAUUGAGCAUGAGAUAUUCAAAGCAAAACACUACCCGAGAGGAGAAUCCGUGCAACUAUCAGUUCUCGAACCACUUUUGGAAAAAAAUCUGAAACUAGCAGCGAAACCGUUUAAGAAAAAGAAGUCUGCAGUCACCCCAUCUAAGAAGAAACAAUCUGCUUCUUUCCAGCGAUACCGAAAGAUCGUUAAUCUCGCUCAGAACUCGACUUAUUGGAUUCUAAAGCUUAUUGAUUCAAGAAGUUUCUCUGAAGAUGAAUUGGAAAGGGUGUAUGAUAUAUUAAAAAACGCUAUGGUGCGUUAUUUUGAUGAUAAAAACUCUCAACUGAAACCCCAAUUCUUGAAAGAGAUAUUCAGGAGGUGGCCGUGGGUUGGUCAACAUUUUUUCGGGUUUCUUGUUGACAAAUGUGCCGGUGCAAAGUCGAAGUUUAGGCAAGUUGAAGCACUCGACUUGAUAUUGGAAAUAUUGAAGCCACAUGUUUUGGUUAAAGAUGGAAAUGAUGAAGGGAAAGAGAUGAUAAGUGUUCAUCUUUCUCGACUUAGUAAUUUGAUCAAGGAGCUAGUGACAAAUAUGCCUGAAAAGCAAGCAAAACGGGCUGAGGUGCGAAAAUUCUGUGGUAAGAUCUUUACUUGUUUGACCACUUAUAAACUAUCGACACAGUUUCUUGAAUCUUUGGAUUCCGAAGUUCAUUCGUCAUGUGAAAGUCAAAUCGGUAAAGCUUUUCUUGAUUUGAAAAGGCAACAGGCAUAGGGUUCUUAUUUGGAUAUUGCUUAAGAUUUUGUCUUUUCCAUGUAUACAACUUUUGGGAGUCGUUCUUUUGAAGAUGCAGCAGAUUAUGAAACUACAGCUUCAAGAAAUUUUGCUGGGAAGGCUUCCAUUGAGUGGCAUAUGGAGUGAUGUAGGUUUUCAUUUGUUUUUGAAUCACAAGACACUUAGAAUCAAUGUUUGCACUGGCUUUAGUUUUAUCUGUUUUUUUCAAUAUAUUUCAGCACAUUCAACUUAUAACAUUGUUUCGAUGUAUGAAUCGGUUUCUCAAACUCGGUCUUCCUAUUAAGGUUUGGUUGCUGUAGUUUUUGUUGUUGA
Helianthus annuus (common sunflower) is the source of this 4446-nucleotide messenger RNA. Its product is annotated as myb-binding protein 1A-like protein. The transcript is spliced from 9 exons. NCBI's taxonomy places the organism in Eukaryota, Viridiplantae, Streptophyta, Magnoliopsida, Asterales, Asteraceae. Gene Ontology annotation, biological process: regulation of DNA-templated transcription. Gene Ontology annotation, cellular component: nucleolus. Bases 166 to 4113 code for a protein of 1315 amino acids. Gene Ontology annotation, molecular function: DNA binding; transcription factor binding. The record is from RefSeq and is a predicted model, not a curated record.